GGCAGGCAGGCGGAACUUCUCUUUUCUGGCCCUAGAGGGGCGGCGGCAACCACAGGGGCAGUCCAGGGACCCCAGGCUCCCUUCCCGGUGGCCUGAGCAGGAGGUCUGCUGUGGACCCAGUGACCACAUCUGCUGGACCACAGGAAGGGGAUCAGGGUUCCUGGGGUCCUCCGAGGGCAGCCAGAGAACCCCAAAGGGUCCAGAUUGGGGUCCUAAACUAGGAGCUUGGGGGACAGCCCUUCUCUAGGCCAUGCCAGCCAAGCCUUUCCAUGGAUGAUGCCAGUGAAGACCCCGCCAUUUUCACUGCCCACUCUCUGCCCAGCGACCCCCGCCUCUGGGCCCCUGUGACCAGCGCUUACCUGGGCACACGCGUGUACCAUGAUGUGCUGCAUGUGAGCGGCUUGUACAAUGGAGCUGGGGGGGACACGCACCGGGCUACUCUGCCCAGCCCCCUCAAUGUCCAGCUGGAGUCCCCUGCAGAGUCGGGAGAGCAGCUGACAGAGACCUUCGCUCUGGACACCAACACAGGUGACCAAGGCCCUGCCCUCGUAGGCUCCUUUCUGCACACCCUGGAGGGCACCAGCUUUCGGGCCUCCCAGCGCCUCUACGCCCACCGCACGCUACCCCACGUCCUGGUCUUCAGCGUGUCCAUUGCCCGCGUGGCCGCGGAGAGCCGGCCCAUCACUGUGCAGCUGCGGGCAGCCUUCUCCCCAGAAAGCCCAGACCUGGACCUGCACCUGGGCCCGGACUUCCAGGGAGCUCUGUACCUGUAUGGCCACACGCUCACCCCGGAGCAGCCUGGGGGGAGCCGGCAGGAAGUGCACAUGAUGUGGACGCCCGCGCCCGCGGCCCUGACCCUCGGGGAAGACGAAGAGGACGCGUCCUGGGAGUUCUUGACCGCAGUGGGCGACAGCCAGGCAGAGGCCCAGGCCCACCUCCAGGAGGCACUGCGGCUGCGGGCCGGGGGCGAGCUGUACACGACCCACGCCCAGGCCUGGGCCGGGCUCUGGGCAGGCUCCGGCCUGGACGUGGCGGGACCCCUGCGGCUGCGCCAAGCCCUGCGCGGCGCCCUCUACUACCUGUUCAGUGCGCUGCCCCAGCCCGGGGCCCCAAGGCACGUCUGCCACGGGCUCAGCCCUGGCGGCCUCUCCAACGGCAGCCGUGGCGAAUGCUACUGGGGCCACGUCUUCUGGGACCAGGAUCUCUGGAUGUUCCCGAAUGUUCUGAUGUUCCACCCUGAGGCUGCUAGGGCCAUCCUGGAGUACCGCAUCCGCACGCUGGGUGGGGCCCUGAAGAACGCCCACAACCUGGGUUACCAGGGGGCCAAGUUUGCCUGGGAGAGUGCUGGAUCUGGUCUGGAGGUCUGUCCUGAGGACAUUUACGGUGUCCAGGAGGUGCACAUCAAUGGGGCCGUGGUGUUGGCCUUUGAGUUGUACUACUACACUACGCAGGACGUGCAGCUUUUCCAAGAUGCUGGGGGCUGGGACCUUGUCAGCGCCGUGGCCGAGUUCUGGUGCAGCCGCGUGGAGUGGAGCCCUGGGGAGAAGAAGUACCACCUGAGGGGAGUCAUGCCCCCCGAUGAGUUCCACUCAGGAGUCAACAACUCAGUGUACACCAAUGUCCUGGUCCAAAACAGCCUGCGCUUUGCCGCUGCCCUGGCGGAGGACCUGGGUCUGCCUGUCCCUGACCGGUGGCUGGUGGUGGCUGACAAGAUCAAGGUGCCCUUUGACCCGGAGCUGAACUUCCACCCCGAGUUUGAUGGGUACAGGCUUGGAGAGGAGGUGAAGCAGGCGGAUGUCGUGCUCCUGGGCUAUCCCAUCCCCUUCCCCCUGAAUGCUAGCGUUCGGAGGAGAAACCUGGAGGUGUAUGAGGCUGUGACGUCCCCCCAUGGCCCUGCCAUGACCUGGAGCAUGUUUGCUGUGGGCUGGAUGGAGCUGAAGGAUCCAGGGCGGGUGGAGGGCCUCUUGGACAGGAGCUUCGCCAACAUCACCGAGCCCUUCAAGGUGUGGACAGAGAAUGCCGAUGGGUCAGGUGCUGUGAACUUCCUGACAGGCAUGGGAGGCUUCCUGCAGGCGGCCCUCUUUGGGUUUACCGGGUUCAGGAUCACCCGAGCAGGCAUAACCUUUGACCCCAUGUGUCCGGCGGGGGUCUCUGGUGUUUUUGUCUCUGGCCUGUUCUACCAGGGGAGCAAGCUCAACUUCUCCUUCUCUGAAGACUCUGUGACCAUUGAGCUCACAACCCGUGCCGGGCCCUGGGCCCCUCCACUGGAGGCUGAGCUGAGACCAUCCCUGGCUCGGCUCCCCUUGCCCCCAGGACACAAGGUCUCCUUUCCUCGAUCCGCUGGCCAGAUACGAAGGUCCCCCCUGUAGCGGCCUCACUCAGGGAUUGGGAAGCUCUAGCUCUGAGUUUCCUGAGGAGACCUGUUUGAAGACAUCAGACACCUGCCCCAGAGCCCCUGGGACCCCCUCCAGGACCCUCUCAUGUCCUUCUAGCCCCACCCGAAUUCCCUCUUCAUGGGCCCAGAACAAUAAGGGCUGCUGGCUGCAGAGAUUUCUCUGAGGUCCACCCCUCCGGCUACCCUUCUGCAGGAGCCUAGCCUCCUGUACCUGCCCCUCUUGGAGCCCCUGGCCUGUGGAGCCCUUCUCCGGCCUCAAUUGAAGAGGCCUCUGUGCUCCCUUAAGCCACAUCCAUGCUCCAUCAGCCUCCCCUAUGGGCCCUCCGGGUUGGCAUCUGUGCCUGACGCCCAUGCCCAACAUCUGUGCCCUUUCAGCACUGCUUCUCCUGCCCCAUUACCCCCCUCCCCAACACCCUGUGGUGCUGGGCCUGCAAGGUGAGCAGUGUGGGGGACAGGGCUGUGUCACCAGCAGCAUCAGUCAGGACUCUUCAGUGCAACUGGCUUCACCAUAAAAGGACUUUUGUUUUGUGCUUUCGGGAAUCAGGAA
Molecule: messenger RNA, 2942 nt
Organism: Loxodonta africana (African savanna elephant)
Lineage: Eukaryota; Metazoa; Chordata; Mammalia; Proboscidea; Elephantidae
Gene: PGGHG
Product: protein-glucosylgalactosylhydroxylysine glucosidase
Exons: 15
Coding region: 270-2369 (699 amino acids)
Biological process (GO): carbohydrate metabolic process
Cellular component (GO): cytosol
Molecular function (GO): protein-glucosylgalactosylhydroxylysine glucosidase activity
Source: RefSeq, a predicted model, not a curated record